GGCAGUGUCAGGUGCUGCUUAAAGAUUUCGACUGCCUUACAGAUUCCUGUUAUGAGUGCCCUUACCACACCCAACUGAUUCAUCAAGGGGUCUCUCCAUCACACAGCAGAGCCGAGUGGUACAGAGAGCAGCCAUGGCGGAUGCACUUGGUAUUGUUCUGGGCAGUAGUCUAACUGUCAUGCUUAGUGCUACAGCUCUCUACAUCCUGAUACGUUGGUACCAAAGUGGGCGCUGCUGGCAAGAGAAAAGUCUUGUUUUCAAUCUAUAUAAUGUCAGACAGCUGAAGUCAAUGGACCUGGAGAUAUCACCACCCUUCACUGUCAGUGGAUCAAUGAAUGCUCCGGACACCCUGUCUCUAUACCACUACUCCCAGUUCCAAGACAGUGAAGUCUGAUUGGUAUGGAUAUUAUAAGUAUGACGGUUACUUUCUAAUAUCUCAACUCUUCAUCAACCCAAGCCAUUCUUGCUUUAAACAAACUGCACAAAUGUCCUGCUUUCUUAGUAAAGGAUAAUGCCUGUGA
Messenger RNA from Xenopus laevis (African clawed frog), 521 nucleotides. RefSeq names its product small integral membrane protein 35-like (gene smim35.L). Bases 134 to 394 code for a protein of 86 amino acids. The transcript has 4 exons. The record is from RefSeq and is a predicted model, not a curated record. NCBI's taxonomy places the organism in Eukaryota, Metazoa, Chordata, Amphibia, Anura, Pipidae.